GGGCGAAAAAGAGAAAUCGGAGAACGCAGACUCGCACACAGGGGAGGCACACCCCCUAAAAUCAGGAGCGUGCAAAAAAUCACGUCAGCACCGAAUUAUAGGGGAGUGUGGAGAGACGCUGUUUUGAUAGUGAGCGAGGAAAGUAAGGGAGAUUCAUCCUGAGAUAAAGUGCGUGUCACAAUGCUGGCCCUGCUGCGGAGAAGUGCCAAAGGUCUCACGGAGACUGCGGUGCCCGAGCUGAAGCGCCGCAUUGCCCUUUCGGCCAGCGUUCUUGCCAACGAGAACCUCUCAAGCAAUACAAACAACACUGAUGUCUCGACAAAGAAAGUCCUGCAGACCAGUCGUCGCCACCCUAGAGGUCUGUCGACGCACAACCACCCUGUGGUGGUGCCAGCAGCAGCCACGGGCACUGUCACUAGCAAGGAGGAGAGCCGCGAGUUUAUGGCAGUAUUCCCGGAUGUGGUCAGAGACCUGACUGAGGCCGGACGCCACCAGGACGUACCUGAUGCCACCAAAUGGUUCUCAAAGGUCUUGCAAUACAACGUUCCUGGAGGGAAGAAGAACAGGGGCCUGGCUCUGGUCUUUGCCUACAAAAUGCUGGUUAAACCUGAGGAUCUGACACCGGAAAAUAUCAGACUGGCACAAAUUUUGGGAUGGUGCAUUGAAAUGUUCCAAGCGUUUUUCCUUAUAAUGGACGACGUGAUGGAUGGAUCUGAGACACGACGGGGCCGACCUUGCUGGUAUCGCAAGAACAACCUCGGUGUUGCAGCUAUCAAUGAUGGCAUUCUGCUCGAGAGCGGAAUUUACCAACUGCUGAGAACACACUUCCGGGACAAGCCCUAUUACGUGGACAUUAUGGAGCUCUUCCAUGAUGUUGCACUAAAAACAAGCAUGGGUCAAAGUCUGGACCUUUUGUCUUGUCAGUUUGGCAGAAAACCUGACCUGGAAAAGUUUACCAUGAAUAGGUAUAACACCAUCGUCAAGUACAAGACUGCCUACUACUCGUUCCAGCUGCCGGUCGCUCUUGCUAUGCAUAUGGCGGGAAUUCAAGAUACAGAAAUGCACCGCCAGGCAAAGACUAUUCUGCUUGAAAUGGGACAGUUUUUCCAAGUGCAGGAUGAUUAUUUGGAUUGCUUUGGUGACCCUGAAGUGACUGGUAAGGUUGGCACUGACAUCGAGGAUGGAAAGUGCACCUGGCUUUCUGUGGUGGCACUGCAGAGGUGCACCCCAGAUCAGAGGAAAACCAUGGAGACCUGCUAUGGUUCCAAAAACCCGACAGAUGUGGCUCAGGUAAAGCAACUGUACGAAGAUUUGGGGCUGCCGCACACUUAUGCAACUUACGAGGAAUCAAGCUACAAGAUCAUCAGCACGCACAUCCAGCAGGUGUCUAGAGGGUUGCCUCACAACCUCUUCUUCAAGUUCAUGGAGAAGAUCUACCGACCUAGCAAUAAAGAGCUCAAAAUAAAAGUGUGAUUGCCGGAUGCAGCAUCCCCACUCUUGAGCAUUAUCAAUCAAGUAACCUUUGGGUGUUGGACUUAAAUAAUCAAUGUAAUACCUUCAGAGGUAAAAUAACAAAGAAAAACUGAUGCGGUAAACUGAUAAAGCUGUAUGUGCAGAAAGAUGCAAUUAUUUCAAAAGAAUGUCUAAAUUCAAAAUAAAUGUUGAUUUAUCCAAUUUGUUUCAGGGUU
Molecule: messenger RNA, 1688 nt
Organism: Neocloeon triangulifer
Lineage: Eukaryota; Metazoa; Arthropoda; Insecta; Ephemeroptera; Baetidae
Gene: Fpps
Product: farnesyl pyrophosphate synthase
Exons: 9
Coding region: 181-1473 (430 amino acids)
Biological process (GO): trans, trans-farnesyl diphosphate biosynthetic process
Cellular component (GO): cytoplasm
Molecular function (GO): (2E,6E)-farnesyl diphosphate synthase activity; dimethylallyltranstransferase activity
Source: RefSeq, a predicted model, not a curated record